Molecule: messenger RNA, 1593 nt
Organism: Pipistrellus nathusii (Nathusius's pipistrelle)
Lineage: Eukaryota; Metazoa; Chordata; Mammalia; Chiroptera; Vespertilionidae
Source: the annotation of a GenBank genome assembly
AUGGCGUCCAUGCGGGAGAGCGACACGGGCCUGUGGCUGCACAACAAGCUGGGCGCCACGGACGAGCUGUGGGCGCCGCCCAGCAUCGCGUCGCUGCUCACGGCCGCGGUCAUCGACAACAUCCGCCUCUGCUUCCACGGCCUCUCGUCGGCCGUGAAGCUCAAGCUGCUGCUCGGGACGCUGCACCUCCCGCGCCGCGCGGUGGACGAGAUGAAGGGUGCCCUGACGGAAAUCAUCCAGCUGGCCACCCUGGACUCGGACCCCUGGGUGCUCAUGGUGGCCGACAUCCUCAAGUCCUUCCCCGACACGGGCUCGCUUAACCUCGGUCUCGAAGAGCAGAACCCCAACGUUCAGGACAUCCUGGGAGAGCUCCGAGAGAAGGUGGGCGAGUGCGAGGCGUCGGCCAUGCUGCCCCUUGAGUGCCGGUACCUGAACAAGAGCGCCCUGACCACGCUCGCCGGCCCGCUCACGCCCCCCGUGAAGCACUUCCAGCUGAAGAGGAAGCCCAAGAGCGCCACGCUGCGCGCCGAGCUCCUGCAGAAGUCCACCGAGGCCGCCCAGCAGCUGAAGAGGAGCGCGGGAGUGGCCUUCCACGCCAAGGGCCGGGGGCUGCUCCGGAAGAUGGACACCACCACCCCGCUCAAAGGCAUCCCGAAGCAGGCGCCCUUCCGGAGCCCCACGGCCCCCAGUGUCUUCAGCCCUGCCGGGAACCGGACCCCCCUGCCCCCCUCGAGGACGCCUCUGCGCAAGGAGAGGGGCGUGAAGCUGCUGCACAUUUCUGAGCUGGAUACGGUCGGUGCCGGCCGAGAGGCAAAGAGAAGAAGGAAGACGCUGGACACGGAAGUGGUGGAGAAGCCGGCCAAGGAGGAGACUGUGAUCGAGAACGCCACCCCCGACUACGCAGCCGGCCUGGUGUCCACACAGAAACUCGGGGCUCUGAGCAGCGAGCCUUCGCUGCCCUCCACUAGCUACCUGCCUGCCACCCCCAGCGUGGUCCCGGCCUCAUCCUACAUCCCCAGCUCCGAGACGCCGCCAGCCCCACCUUCCCGGGAAGCCAGCCGGCCCCCCGAGGAGCCCAGCACCCCGAGCCCCGCCCUGCCGGCACAGUUCAAGCAGAGGGCACCCAUGUACAACAGCGGCCUGAGCCCAGCCACGCCCACACCCACGCCUGCAGCGCCCACCUCACCCCUGACGCCCACCACACCCCCGGCUGUCACCCCCGCUGCCCAGGCACCUCCGGUGGCCAUGGUGGCCCCACAGACUCAGCCCCCUGCCCAGCAGCAGCCCAAGAAGAAUCUGUCCCUCACGAGAGAGCAGAUGUUUGCUGCGCAGGAGAUGUUCAAGACGGCCAACAAGGUCACGCGGCCCGAGAAGGCCCUCAUCCUGGGCUUCAUGGCCGGCUCCCGAGAGAACCCGUGCCAGGAGCAGGGGGACGUGAUCCAGAUCAAGCUCAGCGAGCACACGGAGGACCUGCCCAAGUCGGACGGCCAGGGCAGCACCACCAUGCUGGUGGACACCGUGUUCGAGAUGAACUACGCCACGGGCCAGUGGACGCGUUUCAAGAAGUACAAGCCCAUGGCCAACGUGUCCUAG